Messenger RNA from Penicillium daleae, 609 nucleotides. It is a transcript of the gene ltpA, whose product is annotated as tyrosine protein phosphatase LTP1. Gene Ontology annotation, molecular function: protein tyrosine phosphatase activity. Lineage: Eukaryota; Fungi; Ascomycota; Eurotiomycetes; Eurotiales; Aspergillaceae. Gene Ontology annotation, biological process: protein dephosphorylation. The transcript is spliced from 2 exons. Bases 1 to 609 code for a protein of 202 amino acids. The record is from RefSeq and is a predicted model, not a curated record.
AUGUCCUCCAAUUCAACCAAACAACGCCCCGUCAGCGUUCUAUUUGUCUGCCUGGGCAACAUCUGCCGGUCGACCAUGGCCGAGGGUGUCUUCCGGAAUGUCGCCGAUGCCCAUCCCACCAUUGGCGAAAUCGACUCCGCCGGCACGGGUGCUUAUCACAGCGGCCAAGGCCCCGAUAGUCGGACCAUGUCCACGCUGCGCCGCCACGGAAUUACCAACUACGCUCACGCCGCUCGCAAGGUCACCAAGGACGAUUUCCUAAAGUUUGACUACUUACUCGCCAUGGACAAGUAUAAUCUGCGUGAUUUGCUGGAUGUGCGCGAGUCGGUUAUCACGUCGCUGCGCCGCAAGGCUGAUCCCAAGUCCGCCGCGAAGAACACUCGUGCAGCUUCUGAGGCGGCCAUUGGCAUGCACAGCGAGGACACUCGAGUCGCCGAGGUGCGGCUCUUUGGUGACUUUGGCAAAGGUGGGAAGCUGCACGAUCGUGUUGGCGGCGGCGAAGUCGUUGAAGACCCUUACUACGGCGGCGCGAACGGGUUUGAGGAGGUUUACCAGCAGGUCGUCAGAUUCUCCAAGGGAUUUAUUGACUAUCUGGAGAACCAGGAGUAA